Westerdykella ornata is the source of this 1042-nucleotide messenger RNA. RefSeq lists its product as uncharacterized. The transcript has 2 exons. The record is from RefSeq and is a predicted model, not a curated record. Bases 10 to 864 code for a protein of 284 amino acids. NCBI's taxonomy places the organism in Eukaryota, Fungi, Ascomycota, Dothideomycetes, Pleosporales, Sporormiaceae.
CAUUGAUUUAUGUACUGUGUACGAAGGUAUAGAAGCCAUGCCACCAUACUGAAACGACUAUAUCUUUCUAACUGUGUCUCGUCCCAAUUCACUGCAUUUCAGAUCCACCACCCCACACCCAUCUCCUCGUCUUCUCUUUCAUGUCCCACUCCACGGCUACUCCAAAAUCUCACCCGCAACGCCACAACCGUUAGCUUCACUUUCAGGAUCAAUAACCUCCCCUUGGCAAGCCACGCACCGUCAACGACACUUCACCAACCACAGAACUAUCAGCGGUCCGCAGAUAGACAUCGCUCUUCUCGCGCAACGACUCAUUCUAUGAUUCCGGGAAUCUUCAUAAUAAAUACUAUUUCCUCAUCAUUCACGCCGCCAAGAAAACCCGUCGACCAAAGGCCAUUUUGUCAACCCCAUCCUAUCCCCAUCCUCAUCACCAUCUCCUCACCCAUCCAUCCCUCCAUCCGUCACCCCAUCCAACGCACCACUCCCCUCCAAAACACCUUUUCGAAAACCCAAACACCUCCCACACAAACCCUCCAACCCUCCAAUCCUCCAACAAACAGUCCGAUCCAUUCAGCAAGUACCCGCGUCCACCUGCCUCCGCGUCCACCUGCCUCCGCUCCCACCUCCACCUCCCACCUCCACCUCCCACCUCCGCAUAAACGAACCAUAAAUCCUCCCUAUGUACGGAGUAUGAUCGCCGCUCCAAGCCUCAACGACGCCUCCGACGUUAAUGCGAACCAGGGUGUGUGCUGUGGAAAAAAGCCCUACAUGGUACGCGCGUCAACCGACGGCGUGUCGCAGAAUUUGAGGGUCCCGGUUUCAAGCGACUGGGAAGAGAUUUGCUUGUCUAGACGGGGAGUUUGAGUGUCUCGGACGAUCGGUGAGAUGAUUGCGAGGUUUGCAAAGCUAAGCGCAACGUGCAGAGCAGAAGCAAAGACAUGCUUCCCUAAUAAUCGUCACGAGAUGACAAGAAAUACACGAUUGUAGAUACUUUUUUUGUGUAUGAUACUUGUCCGGAAUCUGCAGCAUUGGAGGCUUUUCC